AUGUUCCCCUGUGGGCGGACUCAAUGCAAGACAGUCAGUUUGCUGGGACUGGAUGUGGAAUGUGGCGAAUUGGCCAACCUAUCGUACAGCAGUUACGAGAGUCAUAUCGCUGCUAAGUGUCUGGAGCAAACAAAAAGUACAAGCGUAAGGGAAAUGGUGUUGGAAAAUUGCCAGAAACGCGAGCUCCCUGAGAAUUUGGCAGCGUAUUGGAGGAGAAGCAGUGUCGAUUGCAUUUACAGUUGUCAGUACACGGAGACACCUAAUUGCUUAUCAGAAUUCGAAAUCAAUGGUUGUUGGGUGAUCAUAAUUUUAUGGUGA
This is a messenger RNA of Enterobius vermicularis (human pinworm), 318 nucleotides long. The record is from the annotation of a GenBank genome assembly. NCBI's taxonomy places the organism in Eukaryota, Metazoa, Nematoda, Chromadorea, Rhabditida, Oxyuridae.